Nicotiana tabacum (common tobacco) is the source of this 1144-nucleotide messenger RNA. Its product is annotated as protein HHL1, chloroplastic. NCBI's taxonomy places the organism in Eukaryota, Viridiplantae, Streptophyta, Magnoliopsida, Solanales, Solanaceae. The record is from RefSeq and is a predicted model, not a curated record.
GAAUCUCACAACUCACAAGCAGUGCUGAUGAUUUGUCUCUCCAUCAACCUUGUAAAAAUACCUCAAAAACCAUAGACUAAACAAGAAAAAAAAAAAAGGAAAAUUCAUAGUAGCAGAAGAAUUGUAAGAAAGAAAUAUGGAAGUGGCUAUGUCUUUGAAUCCACUGGUUAGAUUACCCCUUUCAAAUUCAAGAACCCAUGAAGAUUUUUCAAUUGUUAAACAUUCAGUUUUCUCCUCAAGAACAACAACAACUCAGAAGCAGAGGCAGUUACAUGGUGGAAGAUUGUUAGUGGUUGAAGCAAAAGGAAAGAAAGGAGGAAUGGCAGCUCGUCAGUACCAACGUAUGGCUCCUCCUAUUCCCAAGAUUGAAGAUGAUGGCAACCCCAAAUUCGUUAUCUUUGUUCGCAUGGCCAAUGUUUAUCUUUGGUACCCCCUGAAUAUUGUAACCGGUGGCACAACUGCAAAAAUAAUGGUUGCUGCAAAAGACAACUUCCUAGGGAAAUACAUAUACAAAGAUACUCUAGCUAGGAAUCUCGCGGCAGUGAUUUACAAUGAUGAAAAGAAUAUACAGAAAUUGGCAAUGAAACAGCACCGUGUAUUGAAGUCAGCGACAGAAUUUAGAUAUGGAUACAAACUUGUGGAGAAUAACAAUUUGAGGGCUGCCCUCUCUACUACAGAUGUGAUUGAGCUUCCGACCCCGGAUCAGCUUAAAACAGUCGUUGAUAAGGUCAAGGACUUCUUCGGAGAUGCUAAAGAGUCAUUUGGUAAGCUGACAGCCCUUCCGACGUCCGAGUCAUCAGAGGAAGAUUCACCAAAAGAAGGAUCCAAAUAGAAGAUUCACCAUAAGUACUGCAGAACUUAGAUGUCAUAUGGAUGUUUGUUGUCACAUGCACUUUUUCUUCGACCUACUGCAUUUACCAUUCUUAAAUCAGCAGGGCCAAGAACUGAUAACGCGCUGUGGAAGAUGAGGAACUAUACUUUAAAGCAUACUUGUUAAACUAUCAAAAAGUUUCCAGCCCUUGAUUUUCCAUGUUUUUGGUUGAUUGGAGUGAGUUAUACUUGACAAACUCUACUGGAUUUUUUGUUUAAUACUGUUCAUUUCAUAGUAUAAAAUGCAGCAGUACUCUAAUUAGUUUAUUGUUAA